CUCUUCUCAACGACAACACCACCACCGAAGAACCUACAAUGCCAGACAACAGCCCCGCAGAAGAGGAAGAAGAUUACUUCCUCCCUUUAGAGGAUCAACGCGUCUUCGGCGCCGGGAUCCGCCGCAAGCGCGUCCCCUUCGUGCGCUCCUCCGACGGGCCCGACCUCAACACCACCGACUCCGCCCUCCGCCGCAAUGCCUCCGCGUCCACCACCGCACCGAGUUCUACUGGUGCCACCAUCGCGAACAAAUACCUCUCCAUCGUCCUCUCGAAAUCAACCACCCCUACCCCGGAGGAGUUCACAGUAGAUUCCCUAGCCACAGCUCCAUCUACCACCACCACCACCACCACUACAGCAGCAGCGAGUCCACAAUCCCACUCCGCACCAACACCAACCACCACCACUCCCCCUCUCGAACAAGACACCAACCCGAACCCUACAUCUCAAAUCUGCGAAAUCUGCAACCUCCCUUACACAGCAUCCUCAUCAUCCUCAGCAUCCGAACCCCGAACCCCAGCUGAAACCCACCCCCGCCCCCACGAAGCCUCCCUCGCGCACCAACUCUGCCUCACCCACUCGCACCCGCCCUCGCACCUGGACCGCACGCGGCCCGGCCUGCGCUACCUAGCCGCCUACGGCUGGGACCCGGACAGCAGGCUGGGGCUGGGGGCGCCAGGGCGGGAGGGGAUCGUGGCGCCGGUGAAAGGGAAAGUGAAGGUUGACACGGUGGGGUUGGGGGUUGCCGGCGACAAUUCGGAGGAUGAGGGGGACCCCAAAAAACGGAGGCGCGGGGGCGGUAAGGAAUCCGGGGGCGGUGGUUCGGACAAGGUGCACAAGAAGUUGAAUGCGAAGGAGGUGCGGAGGGGGCAGGUGGAUGCCAGGAAGCGCGGGGAGAGGCUGCGCGAGUUGUUUUAUCAGGAUGAGAGGGUUCUGAGGUAUCUUGGGGGUGGUUGAAUUCAUUUGGCGAGGGGGGAGGGGGCCGGGUUGGUUGGG
This is a messenger RNA of Aspergillus aculeatus ATCC 16872, 995 nucleotides long. Its product is annotated as putative G-patch domain protein. Lineage: Eukaryota; Fungi; Ascomycota; Eurotiomycetes; Eurotiales; Aspergillaceae. The record is from RefSeq and is a predicted model, not a curated record. Gene Ontology annotation, molecular function: nucleic acid binding. Bases 39 to 956 code for a protein of 305 amino acids. The transcript has a single exon.